This is a messenger RNA of Symbiodinium natans, 1488 nucleotides long. NCBI's taxonomy places the organism in Eukaryota, Dinophyceae, Suessiales, Symbiodiniaceae. The record is from the annotation of a GenBank genome assembly.
AUGGCGACGAAGUUGCAGACAAAGGCAAAAGAGAGCGCGUCUGGGACAGCUUUGCCGAGGGCAACGGUCUCUUAUGAGGAGUUUGCGGCUGCUCCUGCCGAACUCCGCUCUUGGUCAGCCUGCGCCAAGGCGGACUACUCCUCCUUCGAUGGGCUCAACGACACGAUCAUUCAGCAGCUCAUUCACGAAGUAGGAUUGGACGAGCUGUGCUCCGAGGGGUCGGAUGCAUGCAAAGCUUUCACCGCUGGCUUCAAGGCCAUGACUCGCAUCCGCGACGAGAUUCCUGCCUCGCCUCGCUUCCAGAACUUCACGCUUGUCAAUUGGUAUCAGAAUGAGAACGGCUUUCCUUCGUGGGGCGCCGACCCUGAUGGCACGAGCGUGUCUGUGAAUACCCAGGUUAUGCCACCUGUGGGGACCGUCCAUGACCCUCAUGCUGCUGAUGGCUAUGCUUUUUGCGAAAUUGCCUAUACAGUCUUGAAGCAGACGGCCUCUCAGUUCUACAACAGCUGCGGUCCCACCUCGGCGCUGGCGGCCCUCAUCGUGCGCUCACCUGCCCAAGCCUUCAAGAAGGCGCUUCAGCUGUAUUACACAGGCUCCUUGCCCGAGAUCGGUGGCUCGGCAUGCCCAUACGUUUAUGCGGAGCAACCUGGAUUGAUUCCAUUCAGACCCAACCAACCGGGCAGCAGCGCGUAUCGUGGAACGGAUUGGUGUCCAGACAAAGAGGUCCAGUUUCCCGAUCCAAGCUCGCGUCAGUGUCAGUCCGUUGGCCUUCAGCGGAUGUGGGUGGUGGGCAUGAUCGGAGCGCUCGAGCACAAGGUCCACGUGGAGCGCGCUGGGGGCGAUGCAUGUGCGGAGUGGCAGACGGUGACGUAUCCAGGCGAGGACAUCGAGGCGGCAACAAAUAGGAACCUGGCCUAUCGCACAGCUCCGUCGGCAGUCGUUUGGGUUUGCGACCAGGUGGUUGGAGGCCAGUCUGAUGCCUGCCACUAUGAGUCGCCCUUUGUGGAAGAUUGCUCGGAGCACUUUCCCCGCAACUUGUGCUUGGGAAUGCUCAAGUUCCUUUGGUCGCAGCCGGACCUGUUCGCCGUCCAAAGUUCUCUGGAAAGUGGCUUCUCCGAAGCUCUAGUGGAUGACCUCAUGUCCAGGCCUACCAUGAAGCCUUUCUUCGAAAUGGUCUCCGAGUCAGGACUGACCUCCUACAACUUCAUGAACCGUGCUGCUCCAGCCCUCUUCGCAACAAUGAUGGGUGUUUCCCAACAUGCCGGGCGCCGAGCCGCCAUGUGGCCGAAGCUUUGUGGGGCCCGAGCAGCAAUGCUCAACCUGGCAUUUUCCGCGUUGGAGGGCCAGCCAAGCCAGCAAUGCGUUCACUGGACCUUCUUGGUCCAAUGUACCAGCGAUGGCUACAUCAUCUGGAGCAAUGGCUACCGCAAGUCCAUCGCAAAAGAUGUGUUGGAGGCAUCGACAUGUGGCGCAGUGAUAUUGCCAUGA